GAGCACGAGGAAGAAGAAAAGGAGGACUAUGAGGCUUAAGAGGAGGAAGAGGAGGCAAUGGUGGAGGACAAGGAGGACGAGGACGAAGACGAGGAGGGAGAAGGAGGACAACAAGGAGGAGGGAGCGACUGCGGUGAUGGAGGUGGUUGUGCUGAAGGAGGGGAAAGCAGACACGAAGGAGGACGAGGACGAGGGGGGGGAGAAAGAUGACCGGGAGGAGGAGGAGGAGGAAGAGGAGGAAGAAGAAGAGGAAAAGGAGGAGGAGGAGGAAGUAGAAAAGGAGGAGGAAGUAGAAAAAGAGGAGGAGGAAGCGGUGGAGGAGAAGGAGGCGAAGGUGGAGAUGGACGAGUAUAAGAAGGAGAGGGAAGAGGUAGAAGAAUAGGAGAAGGAGGAAGAAGAUAAAGAGGAGGAGAACUU
Molecule: messenger RNA, 417 nt
Organism: Chara braunii
Lineage: Eukaryota; Viridiplantae; Streptophyta; Charophyceae; Charales; Characeae
Source: the annotation of a GenBank genome assembly